AAUAUAAGACUACGCUGUGGGAUGGGCAAAUUUUGUUGAUCACCGAUCGUAUCAUCAGAUUUUGUUGCGGACGACAACUACAGUUCCAGGUCCUGAUUAAGCCCAGAUGUAUUUUACAAGCAUUCUUUCAUAAUAUCUCAACAAUAUGUUCGGAAGAGGGAAGAAAAGCAGUGGUCCACCAAAGUCUGAUCAAGUUCGAAAGCCAGCGCCACAGGCUACUGACAUGUUUGGCAUGCCUGACCUUUCAGCCUAUGCUGUCAAAGAGGAUUUUGAUGUGUCCAACGAGGCAUUGGAAGCCGAACUAGCUGCCCUGCUUGAAGAGGAAGACGAUGCCCCAAAGAUGACCAGGCAACGUAGACCAGCUCCUGCCCAGCCAACUAAGUCGGCUGAUCCCAUGAGGCGGAUUGAUGCAAUGGCGGCAGAAGCCCUGAGGGACACUGACGAUGAUCCUGAUGAUGAUGAUGAUGAGGAGGAGGAGGAUGAGGAUCUUCUUCUGGCAGAGCUUGCCGAUAUCACACAGGAGUCGUCAGAGACCCUCACCCCUCCCAGCACCCAACAGAAAAAGGCGCCAAGUCCGACUCCAAGCCCAAAGAUGACAACUAGACCUACUCCACAGCCUAGGCCUGCUUCACAGUCUGCUCCAGCCCCAGGGCUAAGGCCAGGUCCCUCUAAUGUCAACCGGAGUCCCUCACCAGCUCGGAAACCAGCUCCUGGUCCUGUAGCUCCAAGUCCUGCCCAAACACAGGAACCAUCUGAGCCGGCAGACAUCAAUACUAUGCUCCAGCAGCGUGCGCAGUCUUAUCAGCAGGCCAUUGCUGCCGCUGAGGCAGCGGGCGAGAGUUCAAAGGUCAGGAGGUACAAGCGUCAGCUCAAGACACUACAAGAUAUGCUGAGGAAGGUAAAGCUGGGUAAACCCAUCGAUAAGGACGAGAUUCCCCCGGAGGUUUGCGUACCCAAACCAGCUGCAGAUCAGCAACCUCCUCCCCAGGAGAAGCAGCCAGUGCCCGAAGCAGCUCCAGUAGCAGCAGUGUCUCAGCCAACCUCUCCCCCAGCAGUGCAACCAGACACCGCACAAAGUGAGAGUGCAGAUGCUGAUCAGCUGAAGUUGAUAGGUGUGAGGAGAAACCAGUACAAAAUGGCCGCCCUUCUUGCCAAGCGAUCAGGUGACAUGAAGACUGCCACAGAACAUCUCAAGGUUUCCAAGCAAUUAGAUCUGGUUAUCAAAGCCUUAGAAGCAGGUCAGCAGGUUGACCUCAGUGAGAUGCCUGGUCCUCCUUCCCAACUAGCACCAGCAGCUCCAGCUCCACAACCUCGGGCUCCUGCUCCAACAGCUCCUGGUCCUUCAAUGCCUCCUGGUCCUGGUCCAUCAAUGGCUCCUGGUCCUGGUCCAUCAGCAGCUCCUAGACCAGGACCAUUAGCAAGCUCCGAGGAGGAGCAUCCUACUCCCAAGACGGAUCUUGAGGCCAUGCUUCAGAGGAGGGGGGUGUAUAAGAGCAUGGCUGACAAGGCAAAGGAAGAGAAUAACGACUCCAAAACUCGUAGGAUAGGUCGCAUUGUCAAGCAAUACGAGGAUGCCAUCAGAAAGCAAAAGUUAGGCAAGCCAGUUGAUCUGUCCGAGCUGCCUAGCCUUCCAGCAUUCCCACCCUUCCCAUCACAAUCUGGCGGCCAGGCUGCCCCAUCAGUAACCCAAGCAGCUGCCCCAGUAGCACCUCCGGCAACUGCAGCCCCUGUAGUAUCAGCUGCAGCGGGGGCUAGUGCCCCUCCUGCCAGGACGGCUGGACAAGCGACCCAACCAGCUGCUUCAAGACCUCCGGCGCCUACAAGACAAAUGUCAGCUAAAGAGAACAUGUACCAGCGGAACGUUGCCAUCUUGAAAGACAGGAUAGCACAGUUUAAAAUGCUAGCAUUGGAAGCAAAAAGGAGGGGGGACAUAUACGAGGCUAAACGAUUACUCAAGAUAUCUAAGGAAAUCGAGCCAAUGUUGACUGCUGCUGAAGGCGGCCUGCCUGUAAACCUUGACUCGAUACCGAAGCUUCCUCGCAAGGAGCCUGAAGCGGUCUCGCCUCCGACAUCACCGGAGCCCGACGGAGAUUUUGAAAUGGUUGCUGAUGGCAGUGCAGAGGAGGUCUAUAGAAGAAUGAUAGCCACCUUGAAUAAACAAAUUGAGUUAUGUGAAGCAAACGCAAAGGUGUAUGGGAAACUGGGCAAUAUCAAAUCAGCUAAGAGGUUUCAAGAAUUCAAAGACUCAUGUCAACAAGACAUAGAUUUACUGAUCUCAAAGCAGUCUAGAGGGGAAGCCAUCCCGAGACACCAUUAUGAACAACGAACACUGCCCUCUGUCAGGGUCUGUCCAGAUGUUAAAGAGAAUGAGGCUGAGAUAAUCAUUGUACAGGGAUUGCAACUACAUUGCCCUAAUGAGAAAGAUUCAAAAGACAUAGACACCUACAUAAAGGCAGAAUUCCCAUACCCUUCAGACGAUCCUCCGACCCACAAGACAGGUUGGGCGAAGGGAGCGGACAAUCCUCAAUACAACUCAAGCUGCAUGGUAGAGAUCAACCGUAGCUCUAGAGUUUUCAACUCCGCUGUCAAGAGGAAAGCACUCAAACUGGAAAUCAUCUACAGCAAAGGCUUAUUACGCGGUCACAAGACGCUAGGAACUGCCAGCCUCAAACUUGCUGAAUUGGAGAACAAAUGUGAGCUUCAUGAAUCCAUACCGUUGAUGGAUGGAAGGAGAGAAAUUGGCGGGAAAAUAGAAGUAAAAAUUCGCCUUCAUCAUCCUCUGUCUGGGCUGAAGGAAGAUUUUGUGAAGGAAAAAUGGCUCAUCAUUGACAGUGUUCAUAAGAAAACAAAGGUAUCCAGUCCUCCUGCUGCAGCUUCAAAGAAAGCAUCCUCAUCCUCAGCCAGUGGAAGUUCAUCUGGAAGUGGGCACAGAACGUCCGCUACUGAUAGCAUUGAAAUACUUAAGUGGGAGAUUGGAACACUCAAGAAAAAGAUUGCUGACAUGCAAGCACACAAGCAGCAAGUCCCUAAUGAAUUUGCUAUGAGCUACAGAACACUUCAAGAAAGAUUACAGAAACUACAGAUAUUCCUGAAGGAAGGAGGAUCGCAAGCUAGAAAUGCAUAUUUAACAAGGAUACAAGCCCUGUCACCAAGCUUGCUAGCCCAGGUCAAGGAAGCUCUCCAAGCAGGACAGAAGGAGAAGGCUUCCAUGUUCAUGACCAGGAGGAAACUUGUCGAUGCUGAAAUUGCAUCAUUAUCAAGGAGAUAAGAGCUUUCAGGGUCAACCCAAGUGCCAUCUUUAGAUGUAAAAUAUGUAGAAGAUUGACAUGGAUACCUGUGGAACUGAGAGAGAGAGAGACCAGGGACCGGUUUGAUAAAUAGUUACAAUUAUGGCAACUUUAACCAUUAUUGUAACUACCAUGGAUUUCUUGAUUGCGAUUGGCUGUUGAGCCCCGUUACCAUGGUAUUUGCCAUGAUGGCAAAUUAACAUAUUUGUAAGUUUUUAUGUAGCUGGCCCCAGGACUCCAAAACACAAAGGUUUCCAAUGGAUUGUAAAUGGUGUAUGAAAGAACAGUUUUGAUUGGUCCUUGUCAGUGCUUUCGAAAAGGAUGCUCAUGCAAGGCUGAUCUUGAUUGGUCAAUGCAACAUAGCGAGUGAUUAUAAGCCUUUGCAUUGCAGAGCCCAGAUGGUGUUGAUCAAUAAUUAUCUGUUGUAUGUGAUGAUUUUUACUUGCAUUUUUUGUAAGAAAUUUAGAUAGGUAACAAUGCUCCAUCUUGUACAAUGUAUAUUCUGGUGUAAAGCAUUGAUAUUCCUUUUAUCCUUGGCCCCGUCUCACAAUGAGUUACGAUUGAUCCGAUCAAUCGCAACUUUAUGAAAAUCCAUCAGUGUCAUAAUUUUUUCUAAAGGAAAUGUGCAAAAUGUCCUUUAUAAACAAAGGAGAACGCACCGAAAUGUCAAGAAAUCAAUGAAUUUAUGGAUAUACAUUCAUAUCUAGAAAUUUUUUGAACAAACAUGCAUUUUAAAUGUUGACUUUGCUGGCUUUCCAUAGUUGCGAUUGAUCGGAUCAAUCGCAAGUCUUUGUAAGGCGGGCCCCAGAUAACAUAGUUCAGAUAAUAUAUUUAUUAGGAACAUAAUUGUUUUAUAAGCAAUAAAAUAAAUCUUAAAAAUAAACUUAAUACACCUCGUAACGUAAAUACGCCAUAUAUGUAAAGGUACGUCCCAUUUUGAAAAUACAACAUUUUACUUGUGUAUUAUUUUGUACGACAUGUAUGUCAAAAAUAUAUAUUAUUAUAUUAGUUGUUACUAACAUCAAUCAUGAAUUCAAUAUGGUUGCCAAAGAUUGAAGAUGUGUAUUUAUGUCAUGUAAGAGAGUUUAUUUAUUGUACCUACUUGUCUGGCUUAAUGAGAUAACUUAUAUUACAUGUACAUUACUAUAAUGUUAUUCGCUCGAAGAGUUUAUAUAAAAUGAAAAAUAUUCUAAUAUUCUAAUAGCAAGUGAAGACUAAUUUAUGAAAUCAAAUAUAAAAUUUAUGUAGAUUCAAAAUGUAUAAUCAGAAUAUAGUUGUAUGUACCUGGGUAUUUAAUUGAAUUAAAUUGAUUUUAUUGUCCGAUAAAUGAUACGUUUCUUACUAGUAACAAACAGGGGUACAAAUCACAUAAAAUAAUAUAUCAGAGGCCAAUUUUAGAGAGGACUUAUAAUUAUGGAGCACCAUUUCUUUUUUUAAUCUCGAAGUGACAGGUCGCAUUUGGUUCUGUAAGGAAUUUAUAUAUUUUGCUCUAAUUUUCAUUUAAUUUUUGGCACAUUUUUGUCUCACCUGCAUAGCAGAGUGAGACUAUAGGCGCCGCUUUUCCGACGGCGGCGGCGACGGCGACGGCGGCGGCGGCGGCGGCGGCGACGGCGGCGGCGGCGUCAACACCAAAUCUUAACCUGAGGUUAAGUUUUUGAAAUGACAGCAUAACUUAGAAAGUAUAUGGACCUAGUUCAUGAAACUUGGCCAUAAGGUUAAUCAAGUAUCACUGAACAUCCUGCAUGAGUUUCACGUCACAUGACCAAGGUCAAAGGUCAUUUAGGGUCAAUGAACUUUGGCCGAAUUGGGGGUAUCUGUUGAAUUACCAUCAUAACUUUGAAAGUUUAUUUAUCUGAUUCAUGAAACUUGGACAUAAUAGUAAUCAAGUAUUACUGAACAUCCUGUGCAAGUUUCAGGUCACAUGAUCAAGGUCAAAGGUCAUUUAGGGUCAAUGAACUUUGGCCAAAUUGGGGUAUUUGUUGAAUUACAGCCAUAAAUUUGAAAGUGUGUUGGUCUAGUUCAUAAAACUUGGACAUAAUAGUAAUCAAGUAUCACUGAACAUCCUGUGCGAGUUUCAGGUCACAUGAUCAAGGUCAAAGGUCAUGUAAGGUCAAAGAACUUUGGCCAUGUUGGGGGUAUUUGUUGAAUUGCCAUCAUAUCUCUAUAAGUGUAUUGGUCUAGUUCAUAAAACGUGGAAAUAAGAGUAACCAAGUAUCACUGAACAUCUUGUGCGAGUUAUAGUAGUUUUCAAAAUCAGCACUGCUGCUAUAUUGAAUCGUGUGAUGCAGGUGAGACGGCCAGAGGCAUUCCACUUGUUAAUAGAAUACAAGGAAUCAUAUGAAUUGGAAGUUUUGUAGAAUUUCAAAGAAUUCAUGUAUAAUCUUAUUCCAACGUUGGAUGCAUCCCUCCCCACUCAUAAUCAGUAUUUUUUGGUUGGAAAAAAAAAUGUGAUUGAACAGAAAAAAAAAUGGUAAUUAACAUCUGCAUAAAUCAUCUUACGGUUGGGAGAAUACUCAUCAAGACACUUUUGGCCUACCAUAACCCAGUUAUGCACAACUUUACAAACGGGGUUAUGAUCACUCCCCCCCCCCCCCCCCCCGCCCCUUCAUGUUUUUAAAGAGAAGUAUGACUCUCUUGCCGAAUUCAAAUGCACUUUCAUUUGUGGUAUUGUAAUAAUGCUACAUAUUAACUUUUUUUUUUU
Messenger RNA from Lytechinus pictus (painted urchin), 5988 nucleotides. Its product is annotated as coiled-coil and C2 domain-containing protein 1-like. The transcript is spliced from 24 exons. Gene Ontology annotation, biological process: regulation of transcription by RNA polymerase II. Gene Ontology annotation, cellular component: nucleus. Gene Ontology annotation, molecular function: RNA polymerase II cis-regulatory region sequence-specific DNA binding; DNA-binding transcription repressor activity, RNA polymerase II-specific. Lineage: Eukaryota; Metazoa; Echinodermata; Echinoidea; Temnopleuroida; Toxopneustidae. The record is from RefSeq and is a predicted model, not a curated record. Bases 146 to 3268 code for a protein of 1040 amino acids.